AUGACUGUCGACACAAUUCCAUAUCUUGUCCAAACCCACAAUGUAAUGCAUGAUGCGAAGACAGGUGACCACCUGUUGAAGUUGGUACUUGAAGACAUCGUCUUGAUGGAAACAAAAUAUGGUGUUAUUCUCAUCGCUUGGUGUACAGAUGAUGGCCCUGAUGGGAAGAAAAUAUGA
This is a messenger RNA of Laccaria bicolor S238N-H82, 177 nucleotides long. RefSeq lists its product as uncharacterized. Lineage: Eukaryota; Fungi; Basidiomycota; Agaricomycetes; Agaricales; Hydnangiaceae. The coding region runs from base 1 to 177 and encodes 58 amino acids. The transcript has 2 exons. The record is from RefSeq and is a predicted model, not a curated record.